This is a messenger RNA of Diabrotica virgifera virgifera (western corn rootworm), 3468 nucleotides long. Its product is annotated as cilia- and flagella-associated protein 251-like. Bases 1 to 813 code for a protein of 270 amino acids. NCBI's taxonomy places the organism in Eukaryota, Metazoa, Arthropoda, Insecta, Coleoptera, Chrysomelidae. The transcript is spliced from 2 exons. The record is from RefSeq and is a predicted model, not a curated record.
AUGAUAGACACUGGAUCUGAAAUAACAUUGGUCAACAGAAAACUAAUAGAAGAAGUUAACUUAACAAAUUUAAUUUACAAAAUACCUAGGGUAAAUUUAGUGGGCGCAAACAAACGGACAGUGGCAACUAUAAAUGAAGGCAUACGAGUAAUGGUACGACUGGGUAAGAAGAUGUAUGCACUACAAUGUGUAAUAAUGCCAAACAUGUCACAUGACAUGAUAGUAGGAGUUGACGAAUUGGCAGAAAAACAUGUAGUGAUAGAUUUGAAAAAUAAUACGAUGAAUCUAACAGAAGAAAAAGAAGAAGAACAGGACAAGGAACAGGAGAAACAAAAUACGGACAAAUCAGGUAAAGAACAAACAGUGGAAAUGAAUUUGGCAACGAAGCAAGGACAAAGAAGAAAAGGGAGAAAAAGUCAGAAAAAGACAAAAGAAAAUGAAACCUGUGGCUCCUCAAAAGAAGAUUUGAGCCCAGAAGAAGAAAAAUUGAGAGUAUCAAAAGCAAAAGAAAACUGGGAUUCCUCAAAAGAAGAGAUGAGCUCAGGAGAAGAAGAAAUAAAGCUAACAAAUGAAAGCGAAAAAGAUAUGAUCGAAACAGUGGCAUUUGAAGAGGAGGCAUAUGAAAACGAGGAUGCAGAAUGCACGGUAAAAGUAUGUGAAAAAUCUGAGGAAAAAGACAGAAGAUUGAUAUGGGAAAAAGGGAAAGACAACAUAAUAGCCGACACUCUAACACAGGAUGAGGACACUGAAAAUAAGGAAACAAUUACUCUACAGGUGGGACUAAUUAGAGUAAUACAAGAAGAAGGGGUAUAAGACGUAGAUUAAAGUAAGGAAAUAUACAGGGAGUUGGUUUUGCCUCGAGAAAAUUUAUUUAAAAAUGCAGAUAAAUUUUAUCGAAUACAAGGCGGGGAUUUGUUAUAUUUCUAUUUGAUCUGAAAAUUAAAUUUUGAUAAUUAUAAGCAGAAUUCAAUUUAAUAUAAAAUAUUUUCAAUUUUCUCAACCACGGGCAUAUAAAUUUAGAACAACCUGUAUACAACAAAUUGUUAUAUUUAAUUUUAAGAAGUGAUUAGACGAAGCUUACGAAACUCGGGACAAUGCGCUUAGAAUAAACAAAGUGAAUGACGCGUACCAUUAUCGUUGUUCGCGGAAGGUUCGAUCAUUAGCCUAUGCUAAAUAAGACUCAGUUGAAAAAGAUAAUAGGUCAUUAUCGUUGUUCGCGGAAGGUUCGAUCAUUAGCCGAUGCUAAAUAAGACUCAGUUGAAAUAGAGAAUAGGUCAUUAAAAUUUGUAAAUAGUAGAAAGUAAUUUUAGAAUGGGAAUUAACUAUUUUCUUUUGAAAUCCAUUAAGCAUAUUUAGAAAGAUUAAAAAUUGGUUUUGAGGAAUACUGCGAAUGAGAGUUGGUGGUGGAAGGUUGAUUUGUGAAUCUGGAAGGGAUAUUUAGAAAGUAGGGGAAUGAAUGACAAAUAGAGAUCAGAAUGUUUUGAGCUGUCGAGAAGUGAAGUCCAGUAGUAGACGGUAGUGUACGGAGAGUGAGAAAGCCGGUGUAGUUCCGUGAGUGUGGAGUAUCUAUCGUGGAACGAGAGGUAGGCCAGGUUGAGAGUAAAAGAACCUCCUUGAGCCAAGAGUGUCCCGGUAGCUGAUUGCAGUUUCGAAAAAGGUAGAAUACAGCAUCACGACAGAAGCAGGUACGAGAGCUAUACGAGCUAGUUUUCAAAGGAGAACAUUACUGAAAGCCAGGACGAGGUUUUGAUCGCAGCCAAGGAUAGCAGGAAACGGGUCUUGUGUGAAGACAUUCUCAGUUCACCAGAAAAAGGUCAGUCUCAUUUGUUUGGACAUGAAUGUAUGGGUUUUUAGUAUUAAAUACCACAUUUAAAAUUGAAGAACAUAAUCAAUAAUAUCAGAAAAGUUUCAUCAAACUUAAAUAGAAUUGUUGCUAAUAACGGCCGAUUUCAUAAUGAAGUUAAAGGAGGCUUUAAAUUUAAAGUUGCCUUUAAUUUGAGAUUUUCAGUUUCAUAAUCAAGUUAAAGGGUCCUUUUUAUCAAAAGCCCUCUUUAACUUUAAAGUGCAGAUUUCGGACCUUUAAGUUGCUAAAGUCUCCUUUAAAGGGUACAUAACCUAUUUUGUUGAGUUAAAAACACAGUUGUUUUUGUAUUUAACUUUUAAGGUUAACAUAAAAAGUCAAUAAUAAUUAUUAUUACUAGGAUUAAUUAAUUGUACUUGAAAAGCACAAUUAUGUAUAAUUUUGAAACGUCUAGUUCAAGAAAUUUAUUGUAUUCAGAAGACCAAAAAUUAACCAGAACAGAUUAAGAACAAACUGUUUUGAACAAUAAUAAUAUGAUGAUCUGGAUUUUUAUCAAAGAUUUAGGUUGAAAACAAACAGUUUUGUGUGCCUUCUUAAUUAGAAAACCAAAUAACUUUACCUACUAUUAGAGGUGGAUGCAUUACUGCCAUGCAACAAAUUCUGUGGGAUUUUAUGCAUCAGGAAGUAUGCAAUUAAAUGUAGCUGAUUUUACAGCAGUGUCCAGAGGUUCAGCAAGUAGAAUUAUAAAAGUAGUAUCCUUUAAAAUUGCACUCAUUAUUCCCUAGAAUAAUGAGUGCAAUGGGUUAUACUUUAAUUAAAAUAGAUUCUGCAGGUGUCCAGGAUGCAGAAAUUUUCAGGUACAGAAAAUCAUUUUUUGCAUUGAAUGUUCAGUCAGUGAUGCAAAAUUUAAAAUUAGAGAUAUUGUUGAACUGUGGCCAUCAAAUAAGACAUUUUUAAUAAUAAUGGGCUGAAGCAUAAUUCAGGGGCUUAGAAUCACACAAACUUGUUUUAUUUUCGUCUACAGAAAUAUUAGGGUUACAGUAACUGAACGUUAUAAUAUGUACAGUCAGAAAAAUGAAAGAAUACCCAUGAACGAACAUAUAAAACACGCUGUAUUUUCCUGUCACCGUGUCACAAAGAAAAUUGCCCAGCGCAAGUACAUGUAACAAUAAUUAUUACAUGUACUUGCGCUGGCCAGUUUUUUGAGUGACUCGGUGACAGGAAAAUACAGCGUGUUUUAUAUGUUCGUUUAUGGGUAUUCUUUCAUUUUUCCUACUUGUACCUAGGUAUGCAUGUGCUAAUCCCCUGAAUUUUGAAAGUGGUAUCUUUGGUCAUUACAUAUUGGUUGGUGACAGUGACGAACAAGGAAUGUAGUAGAACAGCAAUAUGGGUUGUGGAAAUGAAGAUUUUCUAUACUCCGCUUAGGAACGAGACUACAAUUAGAAAACAUGACUGUGAUUGUUGCAACUAGAGUGCUUCAUAAUAUUGCCAUUGAUAUGGAUGAUAAUUUUCCUGUGAAUAAAACUGGAGAUGAAGCAAACGAUGAAUAAUUACAACCGAUAAAAAAUAACGAAAAUAUUUCAGAAAACAAUAUAACUGUGUUAAUGUGUAAAUGAAAACUUUGGUAGAUUGUAAAUAUAUUUAUCAAUAAAAGCAAAAUGAAUGUA